AUGGAUAAAAGGAGCGCAAGCGUCUCGGACGCCAGGGCAGACGAGCUCUGGGCAACCCUCGACACGCGCAAACAAGGCCAGCUCGAUCUCCCAGCGCUCAAGAAGGGGCUGCGGAAGCUGGAUCAUCCUCUGAAAAAUGCGGAUCAACUCCUGGACGAGGUGAUGAAAGCUGUAGAUACAGAUGGCGAUGGGCGCAUCACAUAUUCCGAAUUUCGCACUUUCGUGGAAGAAACCGAAAAAGAGCUCCUAGUGCUCUUCCGAAGUAUCGAUCACAAUCGCGACGGAAAAAUCUCGAAAGAGGAACUACGAGUUUCUUUGAGUCGCGCUGGGCUCUCGGUCCCCAAUAGCAAUCUCGACAACUUCUUUUCAGAAGUAGACACCAACAACGAUGGGACUAUCAGCUUUGAAGAAUGGCGCGACUUCCUUCUAUUCAUUCCGGUCAGCGCGCCCAGCCUUCAUGCGGUAAUGUCCUACUUUUCCGCGACAAUGAAGGUGAACCCGGAAGGUGAUGUUCAACUGAGCGACGACACGAUCCAAGGCCUAGGUACUGCAAAGCAAUUUCUUCACUAUUUCUUUGGUUCCCUCUUCCUCCUUGUAGCGCGGACGCCGCCCUACUCUUUCCUUCCACCAGAUUACAGCACACCGCUAGAAAUGGCUUCACCUUCUACUUCGAACAUUACGACUUCGCAAACACUCCCGCCACAUCUAGAUGACGGGGAGUUUGACACUCCCCUCAGCGAGGUAGAUACGGGGCUUAUUGAGAGCUUCGGAACCAUGCUGAUUGCUUGUGUUCCCAAUCCAGGCUAUUUCGUGGCGGGAGGCGUUGCAGGAAUUAUUUCUCGCACCUCCACUGCACCCCUCGAUCGUUUGAAAGUCUACCUUAUUGCUCAGACCAAUGUGGCGGAAGAAGCUGUCGCCGCAGCAAAGCAUGGCAAUAUUGCCAGAGCCGUGCUCAACGCCUGGAGGCCGCUUGCGACCGCCACAAAGGAGCUGUGGGAGGCAGGCGGCAUGCGUAGUCUAUAUGCCGGCAACGGCUUGAACGUUGUCAAGGUCAUGCCCGAGUCAGCCAUCAAAUUCGGUUCUUACGAGGCAAGUCCAACCACAACUAGAAUUUUUGCUAGGGUCGAAGGACACAAUGACCCAGGAGCUAUCCACUCCUGGUCCAAGUUUGUUGCUGGUGGUCUUGCAGGAAUGGUCGCGCAAUUCGCUGUGUACCCUAUUGAUACCCUGAAAUUUCGCAUGCAAUGCGAGAUGGUACACGGUGGCCUACACGGUAACCGACUGAUAUGGGCCACGGCAAAGAAGAUGUGGCAGACGGGGGGUGUCAGCGCUUAUUACCGCGGUUUGCCUAUGGGUAUCUGUGGUAUAUUUCCGUACGCAGCCCUCGAUCUGGGAACAUUUGAAUAUCUCAAGCGUUCCGUUGCGAGACGCAAUGCCAAGAGACUUGGCUGCCACGAACAAGAUGCUGAGCCAGGCGGCUUCAUGACGGCAGCUAUCGGCGGCUUCUCUGGCGCAUUUGGAGCAAGUGCCGUAUAUCCUCUCAAUCUUCUACGAACUCGACUACAGAGCCAAGGCACAGUUCUGCACCCGCGGACUUAUACCGGAAUCAUGGAUGUCACCAGACAGACGAUUGCCGGUGAAGGCGUAAGGGGACUUUUCAAGGGCCUGACACCAAACCUCUUGAAGGUGGUCCCUGCUGUCUCGAUUACCUACGUUGUGUACGACAAGUCGAAGAAGGUUAUUGGGCUGCGAUGA
Cucurbitaria berberidis CBS 394.84 is the source of this 1755-nucleotide messenger RNA. RefSeq names its product calcium dependent mitochondrial carrier protein-like protein. Gene Ontology annotation, molecular function: ATP transmembrane transporter activity; calcium ion binding. Gene Ontology annotation, biological process: transmembrane transport. NCBI's taxonomy places the organism in Eukaryota, Fungi, Ascomycota, Dothideomycetes, Pleosporales, Cucurbitariaceae. The coding region runs from base 1 to 1755 and encodes 584 amino acids. The transcript is spliced from 8 exons. The record is from RefSeq and is a predicted model, not a curated record.